Molecule: messenger RNA, 1246 nt
Organism: Aphidius gifuensis
Lineage: Eukaryota; Metazoa; Arthropoda; Insecta; Hymenoptera; Braconidae
Product: aurora kinase B
Exons: 5
Coding region: 248-1171 (307 amino acids)
Biological process (GO): mitotic spindle organization; regulation of cytokinesis; protein phosphorylation
Cellular component (GO): spindle pole centrosome; spindle midzone; spindle microtubule
Molecular function (GO): ATP binding; protein kinase activity
Source: RefSeq, a predicted model, not a curated record
UUAAAGUGUGUGUUGUUGUUUAUCAAAUUGUAUCAAAUGUUCCAUUAAUUAAUUGAUAUAAUUAAUUAAAAGUAUUUGUUUUUAAUUCGACUCAAAUUAUUUUUAGUUAAUCAACAACAAACCUGACAAUUAUUGGAGUCCAAAAACAUAAUUUUUUGCUCAAGUUUAUAAACAAUAACAAUUGUUGUAAGCUUUGUCAAAAUAAUAAAAUAAUUUGUUGAUUAAAAGCUGUAUAAAUAAAAUUAAAAUGACAACAGCUCUUGGAAGGUUUCAAAUACCAAAAAUUGUAUCAGAUCAACAUCGUCCUGGUGUUGUCAAAAUAAUGAAUGCCAUGGAGGAACACAUUGAAGGUUCUGGUGGCAGUUAUACAUGGAGUCUUGAUGAUUUUGAAAUUGGUGCACCACUUGGUCGUGGUAAAUUUGGACGUGUUUAUUUAGCUCGUGAAAAAACAACUCACUACAUGGUGGCAUUGAAGACUCUAUACAAAUCAGAAUUAGUCAAUGGACGUGUAGAAAAACAAGCACUACGUGAAAUUGAAAUUCAAUCACAUUUAAGACAUCCAAAUAUUCUUCAGCUAUUAACGUAUUUUCAUGAUGAAAAAAAAAUUUUUUUAGUACUUGAAUUUGCUGCAAAUGGUGAACUGUAUAAAGAAAUGAAACGACAACCUAAUGAAAGAUUCAAUGAGCAUUUGUCAGCAAAGUACACUUAUCAAGUUGCUGAUGCUCUUAUUUUUUGUCACAAAAAUAAUGUUAUUCAUCGAGAUAUUAAACCAGAAAAUUUGUUGAUUGAUGCUGAUGGUAAUAUCAAGCUUGCUGAUUUUGGUUGGUCUGUUCAUGCACCAUCAUCAAAACGUAAUACAUUAUGUGGAACACUUGAUUACCUGCCACCAGAAAUUGUUCAAGGUCAAACUUAUAAUAUUUUUAUUGAUCAUUGGUGUCUGGGAAUUUUAUGCUAUGAAUUUCUCGUUGGACGUCCACCAUUUUUGAGUGAUUCUCAACAAGAAACAUAUUCUAAAAUAAAAAGUGUUCAAAUUAAAUGGCCAAUUCAAAUAACACCUGGUGCUAAAGAUCUCAUAUCAAAGCUCAUUAAAAAACACAGCCACGAGAGAAUUCCUCUUCCUGCUGUUAAAAAACAUUACUGGAUCGUUGAAAAUAAAGAUAAACCAGCUUAAAUUUUAAUAUAAAACAUUUUUUUUAUUAUAAAUAAACUAGUAAUAACAAUGUGAAAGAUUAAUUUUUCUUUUUUA